CCGGAACUGGACGCGGAUGUGAGUGUGAACUCCAUGUAUGUGAUGCACAAAUGAAGAUGCCAGAUGCACAGUCGCGCCGGUUAUGUUUGCUGCUUUUUCCCUUUCUUUUCCGGGCCGGGGCUGCGGCGGAGGUGUCCGUAUGGAAGGUGUUCAUCAACUCGACACAAGAUGCAGUGUUUCGGAAGACGCUGUACGCCAACACUACUAUUUACAUGAAAUUCCAGGCUGAUAGCGGUCCAUGUGACCGGAACCUGGCCUUCAACAUCAGCUGGUACCUGAGGUCGUCUGUUUGUUAUAAUGAGGUUUUCAACACACCGGACAACAAAGCCAUGAACAUGUUCGGGUUGGACCACAUGUUGAGGGACGGAUGGAGCGGCUUCUACAGCCAAGGAUACAUGUACUUCGACAACUGCUCCUCACUGUUCCUACCGAAGGGGUAUUAUUCAGAUUUCAACCCUUAUCAGCCCCUCACCAGCCCCGGGAGUGAGCCAACAAACCAGACGUUUACUUGGCCUGAUAAACCGGACAUGAGUGCGGUGGCCAAAGCGUGGGAGGACAGCCCAUAUCUGUUCAUCGUCAAAGUUCAGCCCAUGUUCCGCGGAGUGGAAGAUGAUGAAAUCGGCGCCGAACAACUCAACUUUGCUUUCACGAUGAAAGUGGAGAUGAUGGGACCACAUGACUACUCCUCUCCUGCUGAUUGGCCCCUGAUGAUGUUCUUCAUGGUCAUGUGCAUCGUCUACGUCCUGUUCGGGGCCCUCUGGCUCUUCUGGUGCGCCUGUUACUGGAGGGACCUGCUCCGGAUCCAGUUCUGGAUUGGAGCUGUCAUCAUCCUGGGGAUGUUGGAGAAAGCCGUGUUCUACUCCGAGUACCAGAGCAUCCGUUACAAAGGAGACUACGUUCAAGGUGCUGUGAUCUUUGCGGAGCUGCUCUCUGCUCUCAAACGGUCUCUGGCUCGCAUCCUGGUGCUUAUCGUCAGCCUCGGUUAUGGAAUAGUCAAGCCCAGACUGGGAACCACAGUUCAUCGACUGGUCGCUGUCGGCCUUCUCUACCUGCUCUUUUCUUCUGUUGAAGGUGUCCUGAGAGUAACAGGGGGUUUUUACGGGACCGUCGCCCUCGUGGCUAAUCUCAGCCUCUCCCUCAUCGACUCCUGCGUCAUGUGGUGGAUUUUCAUCAGUCUGUCUCAAACCACUCGCCUCCUGAAGCUGCGCCGAAAUGUGGUGAAACUGUCUCUGUAUCAGCAUUUCACCAACACACUCAUCUUCUCUGUGGUCGCCUCCAUCAUCUUCAUCAUCUGGACCACCAAAGUCUUCAAGCUGGUCGACUGUCAGACGGGUUGGAGGGACCUGUGGGUGGACGAUGCCUUCUGGCGUCUGCUGUUCUCCACCAUUCUGCUGGUCAUCAUGGUGCUGCUGCGGCCGUCGGCCAACAGCCAGAGGUUCUCCCAUUCCCCUCUGAUUGAUGAAGAUGAUGAAGAGGAAGAGGCCAAGGAGCCCAUGUUGAAUGAAGCUUUCGAGGGAAUGAAGAUGAGAGGCUCCAAACCUGACAUUAAUGGUUCCCAGAAACUGUUGAGUAAAGAGGAUGAAGACCUGAAGUGGGUCGAGGAGAACAUUCCUACAACUGUUGCAGAUGUAGCUCUCCCUGUAAUCCUCGAUGAAGAAGAGGAAAUCCUCAAAACCAAGAUGGAGAGAUCAAAAAUGGAGUGAACGGCCACGCGAGAGGAUGACGAGAGAAUGAAAAGAAAGCGACGUCACCAAGGCGACAACUACUGCGCCGAAGUGAUCGAUUACCAAAAAAAACACGGGCAAAGCCAGCUGUUCUCUCCACACACUUUAAAAAAAACGUUUUGGGUUCAUUUCACUGGUAUUUAUUGUUGUAACAUGAAGCAGUUCAGAGGAGAUGUAAACGUGUACUGUCCAACACUGACGGGUCUUUAUGGAAGUGAAGAAACACACCAGAGUGACUUGAAUAUUUAAUUUAAUUUAAACACAUACAGACCCGUCCUUACUUUAAGGAAAAAAAAGGGACAUUUGGAAACAGAAAUCCCCUUUUUACAGUAGAAUAUUAAUUAUAAUACUACAAUAUAAUAUUUGGGAAAAGUAUGCUCAUCCAAACAGUGGCGGCUGGUGUUCAAGAAAACUGAAUAUGAAGCGAAGAGAAGCAGUUAUAAAUGUACGUACAGAUGCAGAUAUUUAAGGCAUCAGUCAGAUUAUGCUGUCUGAUUGAACAUCUGCUUCUGUUUUACUGGUUUAUGCAACAAAAUAUUGACAUUUAAUGAGAACUGACUGGUGUAGCUGCCCUUUAACCCCUCACAUUUGCCAAAAACAUGACAUACUCUCUUGUAUGUCUGCCAAAAGGCAUCAAACUGCAUUAAAACAUAGUCAUAGGAUCGUAGAGGAGACUGAAUAUAGGGUUAAAUCAAUGUUAAUUAUGUAAAUGAUGACUAAAGUGCACAAGACAAGACCAUUUUUUUGUUUAUUUCAGAUAUUUUUCUGUAAUUUCUAAAGGUAGCUCUUCUUCUGUGAGUAAUUUAAAGUGGGGGUGUUACUCCAGCGCCCCCUGGUGACCAGCCGCCACUGCACCGACUGAAAUACCAAAGUGAAACCAGAGGUACUACGACGGAAUAGGUUAGAUUAGAACGGAAAUGAGGGAAAAACUAGUUAUUGUGAAGGAGAACUUUAUUAGAUGAGCAGCAGAAAUGAAAACACAUCGGUUAAAUACAGUAGAAUAUAAGUCAAACACUAAAAUGCACUAUGUCGAAGUGCGAACACAACGGAAAUCUUUACGUUUUUCUGUUUAGGUUAAUUUUUAUGACAAGGUUACGUUAAAUUCACACAGAAUCACACUACAAUUAAAAGUCAUGUU
Messenger RNA from Sphaeramia orbicularis (orbiculate cardinalfish), 2862 nucleotides. Its product is annotated as transmembrane protein 87A-like. Gene Ontology annotation, biological process: retrograde transport, endosome to Golgi. Gene Ontology annotation, cellular component: Golgi apparatus; Golgi cisterna membrane. The coding region runs from base 51 to 1703 and encodes 550 amino acids. NCBI's taxonomy places the organism in Eukaryota, Metazoa, Chordata, Actinopteri, Kurtiformes, Apogonidae. The record is from RefSeq and is a predicted model, not a curated record. The transcript has 21 exons.